Molecule: messenger RNA, 1088 nt
Organism: Gadus macrocephalus (Pacific cod)
Lineage: Eukaryota; Metazoa; Chordata; Actinopteri; Gadiformes; Gadidae
Product: androgen-dependent TFPI-regulating protein
Exons: 5
Coding region: 1-726 (241 amino acids)
Cellular component (GO): endomembrane system; membrane
Source: RefSeq, a predicted model, not a curated record
AUGAAGCCUACGGUGAGCACGGUGUACCACGUCAUUGCUUUCGGCUGGUAUGCCUUUGUCGUAAUGUCCCUGGCUGCCAAAGAUGGAGAGGACUUACCUCCUGGGAUAUUUGUCUAUGGGGGACCAUGGAAGUACCUCACCUUUUUGAAUUUGAUAUUGCAAUUGGUAUUCUUUGGCCUGGCUGCUGUGACUGAUCUUCAGGCUGGAAAAAAAUCGUCAAAGAUCCUCAACAGAUGUAAAGAUCUGCUUUUCUCUGUGUUUGUAUUCCCCGUUGGCAUGUUUGUCGUCCUGCUGUUCUGGAUGAUCUUUGCCUAUGACAGGGAGCUUGUGUACCCAGCCAGCAUCGAUACCUUCUUCCCUCCCUGGAUGAAUCACUCCAUGCACACGUUUGUUUUUCCUAUCUUACUGGGAGAGUUCUUGGUCCAGCCCCAUGUCUACCCAAAGACCAAGCAUGGCCUAGUAGCAUUGGGAGUCGUGGGCUUAUCUUACCUCAGCUGGGUGAUUUGGGUGUACUUGUCAGUCGGUAUCUGGGUGUAUCCCCUGCUGGGAUUAUUCAGUCACGGUGGACUGCUGUGCCUCUUCGUUUUUAACAUGUCUGUGGUUACCCUGCUCUACCUGCUGGGGGAAAAGCUCAACUACUGUGUCUGGGGUAAGUCACUUACUAUCCUCCAACAACAGAAAGCACAACUGACUCCUAGUCAAAAAUGUAUAGGGCAGACAAUUUAAUUGUGUAAAACAUAUAAAUAACUUAUUUCUCUGUGUUUCAUUUCUCACAUGUUCUUUAUUCUCUUCACUUCUAGGUGAACUAAUGGAGAAUUCAAUGACUAAACAAAAGUGAUUGUGAGCUUCUAUUUACAAUCUGAUGAAUUUGUUGCACAACGUUGCAUGUUUUUCCAAGACUUCUGGUUUGACUUUAUCAACUUGCUGCAUUACCUCAAGAUUUUGUGGCCAUUCAUAAAUAAAAAUAAGGAAUAGCUUGAACAUGUAUACCUCUGAAGUUAUAUCCAACUUUCAUAAAAAGGGUUGAAGAUGUACAAAUCAUUUCAUUAUAAAUAGCAUGAGCAAUUGAAUAAACCAUGUCCAAUUGA